This is a messenger RNA of Medioppia subpectinata, 1506 nucleotides long. The record is from the annotation of a GenBank genome assembly. NCBI's taxonomy places the organism in Eukaryota, Metazoa, Arthropoda, Arachnida, Sarcoptiformes, Oppiidae.
AUGCUUAGCGUAAAUUUUGGUGGCCUUUCCUGUGAGUCUUGUAAGGCUUUCUUUAGACGAAAUGCGUUCAGAAGUGAUGAAUUUCACUGCCAUUUCGACAACAAAUGUGAUGUAAAUCUAAUUACCAGAAAAUUCUGUCGCUUUUGUCGGUUAGAGAAAUGUUUUGCGAUAGGAAUGAGAAAAGGAUGUCUUCUGACAGACAAUGAGAAAGAGUUGAGACAAAAGCGGAUUAAAUCAAGAAAAGGAGAGUUCAAAGAGACCGAAGACAAUGGGAUCGAAAAUGUGGUCGACUCGACCACCGGUACUAAACGAUCAGCUGAUGUGGCCUUUGAAGACAACAGUCAGAGCGAUGGCAAUACUGAUAACAGUCAGGAAAGUAGUGACACAAUCGAUAACAAUGACAUCACACAAGACAUUACGCCAUACAUAGGGUUAGAGAAGACGACCACUUUUAUGUUGUCAAUUGUUUCCAUCGACAGACCCGUUGUCGACAACAAUCGCACAUUCAAUGAAUUGGAGGCCAAGAAGUUAAGCAAUUUGUUGAGCGCGUCGGCGGUCAUGAAACGGCCCAAAGGGUUGGCGCUCGAGUCGGAAGCGUCGGGUCUUCUAGAAGUAUGUCAAGUGUUUUCCACCAAAAUGGAGGAAGAGGUGCAAAAAGUGAUCAAACUGUCGCAAAGACUCAAUGAUUUCAACGGCAUCUGCGAAGAAGAUAGGCUCCAACUCAUCAAAUACGGCGCCCCAGAGAUUGUCUUCUUUCGGCUCAACAAUGGCAUCAAUUAUGGCACAGAUUUCUUCGUCAUUACUCUUGAUAACAACACCUCAACGAUAGUUAAGUAUGAAUUGUUUGAUUCAUCGAUGGAUGACUUUAACAGUUCCAUCAGAGGUUACGCCCAACGAAUAACACAUGAAUACGAUUUGGAUCCCAUUAUACAAGACUUGGUAAACAUAGUUAUUACCGUAUUCUGUCACAUAAACGCCCAUGGGUUAACAGCGAUAAUACUAUUCAAUCCGAAUCGGAAUAAUCUUAAUCACAGAAGUAUUAUAAAAUGCCAACGAAAUGUCUACAUAUAUCUACUGAGACGUUAUCUGCAAAACAAAUACGGGUCCCAAUGGGUGUCCGAUCAGAAGUUUGUGCAACUGAUGAACCUAUUGGUUGAGUUGCGAGUGCUGUGCAAAAGUUAUUACCAGAGAGUCCACGAAUGCAUACCCCAUAGCUUUACGCCACUACUCAAAGAGAUCUACGAUUUGCCCCAAAAUGCCAUCACCGGCACCUGUGAUGACACAACCGCUUAUUAUACGUGUUUCAAAAAUGUGCUUCAAUUGGGUUCCGCCUCCCAAUCGGCGGGCUCUUCAAACAGUUUCGCUUUGGCCUCCGAUUUGGUCGCUUUUGGUGACCCUUUACUGUCGGCAGCGCUUCCGUUGCGGCCGUCAACCACUUUAGUCUUUUUGUGGGGAUUGGGUGUCGAUAGCGGCGACGCUCUGGACUUUGAUUGGCGUUUCGCGUGA